Molecule: messenger RNA, 1960 nt
Organism: Ananas comosus (pineapple)
Lineage: Eukaryota; Viridiplantae; Streptophyta; Magnoliopsida; Poales; Bromeliaceae
Product: gibberellin 2-beta-dioxygenase 2-like
Exons: 3
Coding region: 255-1436 (393 amino acids)
Biological process (GO): response to light stimulus; gibberellin catabolic process
Source: RefSeq, a predicted model, not a curated record
ACUUUUAAUUUCACUACUCCCUCCACAUCACUAUUUACUCUCUCUCUCUCUCUCUCUCUCUCUCUCUCCAUGGUAUAUAUAUAUAACCCCUGAUCACUUCAUACUCUCAUCCUUCACUUCCUCCACCUUGUUACUUAAUCUUACUAGUGCUCUCCUAGCUAGGUCUCUCACUAUAUAUUCACACUAACACAUAUAUACAUUCACAUAUACACAUUCAAAAGAACAUAAAUAUAUUGGAACAGCUAGCUAUAGCCAUGGUUGUCCCUUCCCCGACUCCGGCGCGCAGCGUUGCGGCCGGAGCCCUCGGCAUCCCCUCGAUCGACCUCUCGCAGAGGAGGGACCGCGUCGCGAAGCUCAUCGCGAGAGCCUGCGAGGAAGUAGGGUUCUUCAAGGUGAUCAACCACGGCGUUCCGACCGACGCCAUCGCCCGGAUGGAGGCCGCGGGCUUCGACUUCUUCUCCCUUCCGGCCCACGAGAAGCAGAAGGCCGGGCCGCCGAACCCCCUGGGGUAUGGAAGUAGGAAUAUAGGGUUCAAUGGUGACACAGGAGAGCUGGAGUACCUCCUCUUGCAUGCAAACAACCCUUCUUGCUCUCAAAAGGCAAAGAUGAUAAAUAGGAAGGACCCAUUAAAAUUCAGCUGUGUGGUGAAUGAGUAUGUGGAGGCAGUGAGGCAGCUUGCAUGUGAGAUACUGGAGAUGCUGGGGGAAGGACUGAGGCUGAGGGAUUGUGGGGCUCUCAGCAGGCCCAUAAGAGACUGUGACAGUGACUCCCUUGUCAGAAUUAACCACUAUCCCCCUUGUUACUGUACCAACAAAAAAGUUGAGGAUGAGUUAUGCACUACUACUACAACUACUACUACUACUACUAAUACUGUUGCUACUGCUACUGCUACUGCUACUGCUAUUGCUGCUGCUGCUGCUGCUGCUGCUAAAAGCAGUAGUACUAUGGUAAUGAACAAUAGCAGCAAGCACAAGAUCAGCAGGGUCGGAUUCGGGGAGCAUUCGGACCCUCAGAUCAUCAGCAUCCUCCGGUCGAACGGCGUCGACGGGCUCCAGGUACUGCAGCCUGCAGCAGCUGCUGCAGGGGGCGAGGCCGGCGGGGGAGGCGUGUGGGUCCCGGUCGCAUUCUUCAUCAACGUCGGCGAUCUUCUCCAGGCAAUGACAAAUGGGAGGCUAACUAGCAUAAGGCACAGGGCCAUGGCAAACUCCUCAUACAAAUCAAGGCUCUCCAUAAUCUUCUUUGGUGCCCCUCCCCUCCACUCACUCAUCUCCCCUCUCCCCGAGAUGAUCACCGCGGAUUCGCCGCGCCGAUACCGACCCUUCACCUGGGCCGAGUACAAGAAGACCAUGUACUCCCUCCGGCUCAGCCAGGACCGGCUCGACCUCUUUCGAACCGACCGAAAUGACGAACUCACCGACCUCGCAGAUCUAGACUGACUGUUUUUUCUUCUAUUCGGUUUUGCCGUCUCGGCCCAGUUUUUAGUUACUGCAACUUCCGACCGAAAUAUACAUGUGCGGACCAAAAUGCCCCUAGCUAGAAUGCGAAUCGCGCACAUUUAUCAUUAGGUAAGCUAGGGACAUUUUGGUCCAUAAAACAAGAAUUUUUUUUGGGAGUGGAGGGGGGUUGCGAAGUUGCGAUAACAUAAAAAAAGUGGACCGAACUGCAAAAUUUAGAAGAUACCCUUCUUUAUAAUGGGUGUUCUCUUUUUUGGGAGUUAGUAUUAGUUAAACCCCAAAUUUUGGCUUUGGUUACCAGAAGGUGAAGAGAAAUGCAAUAGGGGAGAACACCAAGCUAGGUCACAUUGUAUGUAAUAUUGUAUGUAGAGCAAUUUAGCUGUGUGUGUUUAAAUUAGGAUAUGUAGGUAUAGUGAGUUAGUAAUUAGGUUGUAAUAUAUUCAUGCUAAUGUUAUGAAAAUGGCUUUUAUGUAAUUCUAUGCUCCCUUCUAGUGAUUGUAACUGCU